GCGGCGGAGCGGCGGCGGCGUGACGUCACUGCGGUUCUCCCUCGCUCCGUCCGUGACGUCAUGCCGACCGUGCUGGGCCUGGAGGGCUCCGCCAACAAGGUGGGGGCGGGGGUGGUGCGCGACGGCGCCGUCCUCAGCAACCGCCGCGCCACCUACGUCACGCCGCCGGGACACGGGUUCGCCCCCGGGCCCACCGGGCGGCACCACCGGGCCGCGCUGCUGGGGCUGGUGCGGGCGGCGCUGCGCGAGGCGCGGCUGGGCCCCGCCGACAUCGACGGCGUGGCCUUCACCAAGGGUACGGGAACCGGAACCGGAACCGGGAACGGGAACGGGAACAGAACGGGAACGGGAACGGGAACGGGAACGGGAACCGGAACGGGAACCCGGAACCGGAACGGGAACCCGGAACGGGAACCGGAACGGGAACGGGAACCGGGAGCGGGAACGGGAACCGGACGGGAACGGGAACCGGGAGCGGGAACGGGAACCGGGAACCGGAACGGGAACCGGGAAACCGGGAGCGGGAAUGGGAACGGGAGAGGGAACCGGAACGGGAACGGGAACCAGAACCGGAACGGGAACCGGAACCCGGAAUGGGAACCGGGAACCGGGAACGGGAGCGGGAACGGGAGCGGGAACCGGAACCGGAACGGGAACCGGAACCGGAACGGGAACGGGAGCGGGAACGGGAACGGGGUUUGUAGAUCCGGUAUUGAUCCGGAAAGGGACACACCCACCGGGAAAGGGACACACCCACCGGGAAAGGGACACGCCCACCGGGAAAGGGACACGCCCACCGGGAGAGGGACACGCCCACUGGGGAAGGGACACGCCCACCGGGCAGGGACACGCCUACUGGGAAAGGGACACGCCCCUGGGAAAGGGACACGCCCCCAGGGGAAGGGACACGCCCACCGGGAAAGGGACACGCCCACCUGCAGGGCCACGCCCCCCCCAGCAGGGCCACGCCCCCGGGCCACGCCCCCGCUGACCACGCCCCUUUCCCCGCAGAUCCCCAACGCUCCCAGCCCCGGGUACAACGUGGAGCAGCUGGCCAAGAGGGGGCGCCGCCUGCUGCCGCUGCCCUACGUGGUGAAGGGCCUGGACGUUUCCUUCUCGGGGCUGCUCUCGCACCUGCAGGUACCCAAAAUCACCCCAAAAUCACUUGGGGGUGACUGUGGCUCCCCUCCCCAGGAGACGGCGUUCGCCAUGCUGGCCGAGGUCACCGAGCGCGCGCUGGCGCUGACCCGGGCGCGGCACCUGCUGCUCGUGGGGGGCGUGGCCUGUAACCACCGGCUGCAGGAGAUGCUACAGAGCAUGUGCAGAGCCCGGGGGGCGGAGCUCUGCCCCAUAGACGACAGGUAUUGCGUCGACAACGGCGCCAUGAUCGCCCAGGCCGGCUGCGAGAUGCUGAGGGUGGGGCAGGUGACCGAGCUCGGCCAAUCGGGGAUCACGCAGAGGUACCGGACGGAUGAGGUGGAGGUGACCUGGAGGGAUUGAGGUGGCCACGCCCCUGGAGGCCACGCCCACUUAAUAAAAGAGUCCCCACCCCCUCA
Molecule: messenger RNA, 1556 nt
Organism: Onychostruthus taczanowskii (white-rumped snowfinch)
Lineage: Eukaryota; Metazoa; Chordata; Aves; Passeriformes; Passeridae
Gene: OSGEP
Product: O-sialoglycoprotein endopeptidase
Exons: 9
Coding region: 61-1500 (479 amino acids)
Cellular component (GO): cytoplasm; EKC/KEOPS complex
Source: RefSeq, a predicted model, not a curated record